Molecule: messenger RNA, 3102 nt
Organism: Endocarpon pusillum Z07020
Lineage: Eukaryota; Fungi; Ascomycota; Eurotiomycetes; Verrucariales; Verrucariaceae
Exons: 5
Coding region: 1-3102 (1033 amino acids)
Biological process (GO): post-transcriptional regulation of gene expression
Cellular component (GO): cytoplasm
Molecular function (GO): mRNA binding
Source: RefSeq, a predicted model, not a curated record
AUGGCGUUCACGAAUGGACUCAGCGAACGCAUGGGGGAGCUGCGCUUCCCCAAUCCUAAAAGUCCCAAUGACGAGGUGCCCUUCUCUGGAUAUGCCUCUCCUCCACGAGGCCAGAAUUCGUUCUUUUCUCCCUUUCAGCCUUCGACUUCGACGUCAAGCGAUGUAAGAGGAAGCCUCCAACGCCGCUUCACAACGGAUUCAAGCAAGAUGUCGUCCUUGUCGAGUUUGGGUGGACAAAACUCACAGAUGGUGAAACCGCAUUUCACAGCUUCGUUCGACAAGAAGCGUCAGCAGAUAGAGCAAGUUCGGGAGCAGAAACGCAAAUUCGAGGCUCAGAUGAAACUUCUUGACCUCCAGGAGCAACGUCUGCAGCAGAGUAACAACACUUCUGACUUGGACCAACUCUCCAGAGGGUUCAGCGGAAUCAAGUUAACCGGUGGCCCAGUCAGUGAGCCUACAACUCCACCUGACUAUUCAGAUAGUGGAUUCCCGUCAUCUUUCUCUCGACCAAAUCGCUUUUCCAUCAACAGCAUCACUUCUCCACCGGGUCUGAACAAUCGAUUCUCACAGUCUAGCUCGCAGCUUGCUUCACCUUCUGGCAUGGCUAGUGCACGUAACCUGCCCCAGAAACCACCAGCCAAAUCAAUGCCUGGAUCUAGACGCAAUUCCGAGGACGAGGGCUACCUACCUGAAGAGCUCUUAGGCUUUCGGUCUACGGCCGCCAGUCGCUACUCCAUGCCCGUCAACGGUACAAAGUCACAGCAGCGUUCCAGCAUCCCCACCAACUCCGGGCUUGGUCCUCUCAAUACUACGAGCUUUCUCUUUGAUGACAAUGAUGAUCAGCAUAUGUCGGCGGGCAGUCAAGGUGCUCUUGUCUCUCCAAAUGCAACUAGUUUCCUGCAAAUGACUCCCAACGACGACAAUUUUCCUACUCUUCGAAGCGAUCGUACUUCUGGCAUUCUGUCUGCAAAUUCUGCUGCGCUCGAUCUUGCCAACUCCCGAUCUCCCGAUCCCGAGUCUUGGGCUACAUUCACUCGACCUCGUCCAAAUCAUGCAAGUAUGCCUCAAACCGGUCUUAAUAUCUUUCGUCCAGCUCUCAACAGCCCUGCUAAUGAGCAAACCCUCGAUCUUGGCAUGUCUCAAGCGGCUUCGACCUCUCAGAAACCACAACGUCAUUCGAGUGGAAUGACCUUCGGUGCUGGUGAAUCCGGCAGAUAUGAUUAUGCCGGCAUGAACUCCACCACUCCUUCAGCUGGUCGUCCUAUGUCCUUGCAGUCAUCUUAUUCUACGAAUGAUGUGCCAACGCUACGGAACUCUUCGGCAAUAACAACCAACGUCACGCCUUCCAAGGCCUAUGCGGAUCAGCAACUCUACAACCACAAUGCCAAUAUGGGACGCAUUCCAACCGGAGUAACCAGCAAGCGUCAAAGCCGAGAUCUUCCAUUUAUAACGAGCAAUGCCGACACGAAAAAGGAGGACAAAGGUCAGAACAUGCAAUCACAGCUUCAGGCAAGCGCGGCACCAUUCGGGUUGCAGACGACUUCCACGGCCGGUUCCAACGCGAUGUCAACUUCCGUUGUACCUUAUGGCGCUACCGCGGGUGCUAGUACUUAUGGGUACGGCAUGCAGACCUAUGAUCUGACCUCCACCCCAUCCGCCAAUCAGUUGCAGACUGUGCCAGGUGGUUACAAUGGUUAUCCUACCUACAGCGGCUAUGGUCGUCUUCAGGACAAUCAGACUCGAGUCGUUCAUCAGCGUCGUCCCCAGGGAGGCAGUGACGCUGCAAGAUACGACAACAUGCCGCUUGAGAACUUCCGUGGUAGGUUGUACGAGUUGUGCAAAGAUCAGCAUGGGUGCCGCUACUUGCAGAAGAAACUGGAAGAGAAGAACCUCGCAAACACCAUGAUGAUUUUCAUGGAGACCUGCCCUUACGUGGUUGAGCUGAUGACAGAUCCUUUCGGUAACUAUCUUUGCCAGAAAUUGCUCGAGUAUUCCGAGGAUGAUCAGCGUACGGCAUUGAUUGGUCAGGCAGCACCAGCCAUGGUUACUAUUGCACUCAACCAACAUGGAACUCGUGCCCUUCAAAAGAUGGUGGAGUAUGUCAGCACCACUGAGCAGAUCGAGAUUAUUGUCUUUGCUCUCAAGGACCGCGUUGUCGAACUUGUGCAAGACCUGAACGGCAACCAUGUUAUCCAGAAGUGCCUCAACAAACUGGGCCCCGAGAAUUCUCAGUUCAUCUUCGACGCUGUCGGACGCCACUGUGUCAUCGUUGGUACUCAUCGUCAUGGCUGCUGUGUCUUGCAACGCUGCAUUGAUCACGCCAAAGGUGAACAACGCUCCCGCCUCAUCUCAGCAAUCACCUCCAAUGCAUUUUCCCUCGUUCAGGAUCCAUUCGGUAACUACGUUGUACAAUACAUUCUUGAUCUUGACGAACCCAUGUUCACCAAGCCACUCUGCCUCAGCUUCGCAGGUAAUAUUCCAUCUCUCUCGAAGCAAAAGUUCAGCUCCAAUGUCAUUGAGAAAUGUCUCCGCACCGCUGAUGUCGACAGCAAGCGCAUGAUGAUUGAAGAGAUGCUGCACGCGAAUGAGAUUGAGAGGAUGUUGCGAGAUUCAUUUGCCAACUACGUUGUGCAGACCGCCAUGGACUAUGCGGACCCCGAGACCAAGAUGAGGAUGAUCGACACCAUUCGUCCCAUUCUCCCGGCUAUCAAACAAACACCACAUGGUCGUCGCAUCGCUAGCAAGAUCAUGGGAGCGGAUGGUCAAGGUCGCCUGACUGGUACGUCAAGUGGGCAGAUGACGCCAAACGAACCCUCGGCUGCUACCUCGUUUGCGCGUGCGAAAAGCAACACCAACGAUGCUGUGGGUAGACGACAGUUUCAGGUCUACGGUCAGCAUGGACUGUUCCAGGGCAACAACAAUACCUCUCGUUUCAUGAACCAAGGCUUUCCGGAUGGCAUGGAGAACAACUUCGUCGCUGGUAGCUACGCUGGUCUCAACGGCAUGGACGGUAUGAACGGCGUUUUCGGCGACUCAGCUCGAGCUGGAGAAACUCCAUACACUUCCUACGGCAGUGGCCAGCCUCGUCCCGGCUACAUCUGA